Molecule: messenger RNA, 1840 nt
Organism: Zingiber officinale
Lineage: Eukaryota; Viridiplantae; Streptophyta; Magnoliopsida; Zingiberales; Zingiberaceae
Product: DEAD-box ATP-dependent RNA helicase 47B-like
Exons: 1
Coding region: 53-1729 (558 amino acids)
Molecular function (GO): RNA binding; RNA helicase activity; ATP binding
Source: RefSeq, a predicted model, not a curated record
CCUUUUGGAAUCUUAUCCUAAAACCCUACGCUUCUCCAUCUCCUGCGAUCGUAUGGAGCUCCUCGUUCGUCAAGCGCACCACGGCGCGCUCGCUCUCGCGUCUUCACGCUCGUUUGUUGGCGGCCGCUGUCCCCUGAGGUGUCUAUUCGCGAUCCGCGCCGCCGGUUUCAGCAGCGCCGUCCGCACGAACCACCGCGCGGAAUCUCCUGUGGCGCCCCUCACCAUCUCCAACCUCGAAUUGGACGCCGAAAUCAAGCCCAGACGGAAGAAAGAUCGAUGCGCCUUCGAAUUCGGAGCACCGAGGAACGCCGCCGCAAAAAUUCCUCCGGCAAAGGACAACUCGGUCGAGCGCCGUAAGAAAAAACUUGAAAUUGACGAGUCUUUGUUCUCCGCCAAGUCGUUCUCCGAGCUCAGCCUGUCUCCCCGUCUGGUCGAUCGGCUUAACGAGGUCGGCCUGAGCGUUCCGACUGAGGUCCAGUCCACCGCCAUAUCUACUAUCGCGCUGAAGCACGAUGUGGUUAUUCAAUCCUACACCGGAUCUGGAAAAACGCUGGCUUACCUUCUCCCCAUACUCUCGGAAAUAGGGCCGUUGAAGAAGCUGACUGGCGACGGAGCGGCACAGGCGCCUGAGGAGAAGCCAGGCAUCGAAGCGGUCAUUAUCGCUCCCUCAAGAGAGUUGGCGAUGCAAAUCGUGAGGGAGGUGGAGAGGUUGCUCGGUCCCUCGGAUAGAAAGCUCGUUCAGCAGCUUGUUGGCGGUGCGAAUCGGUCGAGGCAGGAGGAGGCGUUGAAGAAAAACAAACCGAUCAUCGCGGUCGGCACUCCUGGCCGGAUCGCAGAGAUCUCAACUUCCGGGAAGCUGCACACUCACGGAUGCCGGUUCCUGGUCCUGGAUGAAGUCGACCAGUUGCUAUCUUUCAACUACAGGGAAGAUUUGCACAGAAUUCUGGAGCAUGUGGGGAGAAGGUCAGGGACCAAACCGAGCUCGGUCAUGGGGCCGCUCGCAAGGAGAACUGAGCGCCAGACGAUCUUAGUCUCUGCCACAAUACCAUUUUCGGUAGUGCGAGCGGCGAGGAACUGGGGAAGCGAGCCUCUUCUCGUCAGGGCCAAGAGCGUGGUACCUCUCGACUCACUGCCCCCUCCAAGUCCCGGCGCUCCGCCUUCCAAUCCGGACGCAAACGCUGCAUCUGGCCCGAUCUCUCAGGUAACAACUGAAAGCUUGCCUCCGUCACUGGAGCAUUUCUACUGCAUUUCCCAGGCGCGGCACAAAGUCGACACCUUGCGGAGAUGCGUUCACGCGCUGGACGCGAGGACUGUGAUCGCCUUCAUGAACAACACGAAGCCGCUGAAGGAUGCCGUCUUCAAGCUGGAGGCGCGCGGAAUGAGUGCUGCGGAAUUGCACGGGGAUCUCGGCAAGCUCGCUAGAUCGACUACUCUGAAGAGAUUCAAGGAUGGAGAACUCCGAGUCCUCGUGACCAACGAACUGUCCGCGAGGGGACUCGACGUGCCCGAAUGCGACCUCGUUGUGAAUCUGGAAUUGCCUACCGACUCAGUUCACUACGCGCACAGAGCGGGAAGGACCGGCCGGCUUGGCCGCAAGGGAAACGUGGUCACCAUUUGCGAAGAGCCGGAGGUGUUUGUCGUGAAGAAGCUGCGGCGGCACCUGGGAGUAGGAAUCCAUCCUUGCGAAUUUACAGAAGGCAAACUCGUCGUCGUGAAGGAGGAAGAAUGAGAGAUUUAUGAGUGGAAUGAGGGUAAUGAUCUUCUUCAAAACUUGUUGGCCAAUUAAUGAAUGUAUGCACAACGAUGAUUUUCAACUUUGCUUGCUGCUCAUGAUUUGUUA